This is a messenger RNA of Varanus komodoensis (Komodo dragon), 3578 nucleotides long. It is a transcript of the gene TOP3A, whose product is annotated as DNA topoisomerase III alpha. Lineage: Eukaryota; Metazoa; Chordata; Lepidosauria; Squamata; Varanidae. The coding region runs from base 391 to 3435 and encodes 1014 amino acids. Gene Ontology annotation, biological process: DNA topological change. Gene Ontology annotation, cellular component: chromosome; nucleus. The transcript is spliced from 19 exons. The record is from RefSeq and is a predicted model, not a curated record. Gene Ontology annotation, molecular function: zinc ion binding; DNA binding; DNA topoisomerase type I (single strand cut, ATP-independent) activity.
GUGGGGAGAAUAGGAAGGCCGAGCAGUUAGAGCGAGGCCUGCUUUGGACCUGGAGCCCUGCCGAGCUGAAAGGACUCCCGGGGUUGAGUGGCCGCUGAGGGGCGCAAGGGCCCCUUGCUCUGCUCAGGUGCUCGUUGGUCGCCAGCGAGCUGGAUCGCUCGUGAGUUCGCCUGCGUGACACCUUGGGAGCCUUACGAGCUCAGCACACCUGGAGUGCUGCAGCCUUGAAUCGGCCGUGGGCGGCGAGUGGAUGAUUGCCUUCCGUGCCGGAACUGAGGUUACCUCUCCUGGCCCAACUUUGCCUGCCAUUUCUGUUCAUCAAGGCUGUAAGCAGAGGACUGCAAAGCAGAGUUCUGAAGAAGCCUCCAAUAUGCCUCAGCAGUCUGGGAAAUGGCCCCCACUCUCAGGAUGAUAAGACACACCAGACUGUUGGCUUGCUGUGGAGGCAGGUGGUUCUCUCAGUCCUGGAAUCUCUGCUUCUCCCAGGCUGCUGAGGGCAUGAUGCCCCGGAACAUCCAGAAGGUUCUCUGUGUGGCUGAGAAAAAUGAUGCUGCCAGGGGGAUUGCGGACAUCCUUUCUAAUGGCAGGAUGAAGAGGAGAGAAGGGCUUUCCAAAUUCAACAAAAUAUAUGAAUGCCAGUAUCACAUGCUUGGUCAGAAUGUGACUGUGGUGAUGACAUCAGUGUCUGGACACUUGCUGACACAUGACUUCAAGUUGCCUUAUCGAAAAUGGCACAGCUGCAACCCGCUUGUCCUCUUUGAUGCUGCAAUUGAGAAAUACUGCCCUGAAAACUACAUAGACAUUAAGCGGACCCUCGAGCGAGAAGUACAGCAGUGCCAGGCACUAGUGAUCUGGACGGACUGUGACCGUGAAGGAGAGAACAUCGGCUUCGAAAUCAUUGAUGUUUGCAAGGCAGUAAAGCCAGGUCUCCAGGUGUUCCGAGCCCGCUUCUCCGAGAUCACACCUCGUGCCAUACAAGCCGCCUGUGAGAACCUCACCCAGCCCGAUCAGAAUGUGAGCGACGCCGUGGAUGUGAGGCAGGAAUUGGAUCUCAGGAUAGGUGCUGCCUUUACCCGAUUCCAGACGAUGAGACUGCAGAAAACCUUUCCCGAUGUUUUAGCAGAACAGCUGAUCAGCUACGGGAGCUGCCAGUUCCCAACGCUGGGGUUUGUGGUGGAAAGGUUUAAAGCCAUUCAGUCCUUUGUUCCGGAGACGUUCUACAAGAUUAAGGUGACCCACGACCACGAGGAAGGCUCCGUGGACUUCAAGUGGAAGAGGAACCGUCUCUUCAACCAUACAGCGUGCCUCGUUCUCUACCACAUGUGCAUGGAGGAUCCAGUAGCCACGGUUGUGGAAGUCGGGAGCAAGCCGAAGAGUAAAUGGAGGCCCCUGCCAUUGGACACGGUGGAACUUGAGAAGUUGGCCUCUCGUAAGCUGAAAAUAAAUGCCAAAGAAACCAUGAAGAUUGCUGAAAAGCUCUACACUCAGGGGUACAUAAGCUAUCCUCGAACAGAGACCAACAUCUUCCCCAAAGACUUAAACCUCCCUGGCUUGGUGCAGCUUCAGACACAAGACCCCCAGUGGGGGGCUUUUGCGCAAAGGAUUCUAGACCAGGGUGGGCCAACCCCACGGCAAGGAAAUAAAUCAGACCAGGCCCACCCCCCUAUUCAUCCUACAAAAUACGCAGGUAACUUGCAGGGGAAUGACCAGCGGCUGUACGAAUUCAUUGUUCGCCAUUUCCUGGCCUGCUGUUCCCAAGAUGCUAAGGGGCAGGAGACGACCGUGGAGGUUGACAUAGCGCACGAGCGCUUCGUCGCCAGUGGGCUGAUGAUCCUGGCCAGGAAUUACCUGGACGUGUAUCCUUACGAGAGGUGGAGUGACAAGGUCAUCCCCAUUUAUGAGAGAGGGUCUCGCUUCCAGCCCACCACCGUGGAGAUGGUUGAUGGGGAAACCAGCCCCCCGCAGCUGCUCACAGAAGCCGACCUCAUCUCCCUCAUGGAGAAGCACGGGAUCGGGACCGACGCCACCCACGCGGAGCACAUCGAGACCAUCAAGUCCCGCAUGUACGUGGGGCUCACUCCGGAGCAGAGGUUCCUUCCGGGGCACCUGGGCAUGGGGCUGGUGGAAGGCUACGAUUCCAUGGGCUACGAGAUGUCCAAGCCGGACCUUCGAGCCGAACUCGAGGGCGACCUGAAGCUCAUUUGCGAAGGGAAGAAGGACCGUUCCCUCGUGCUGCGCGAGCAGAUCCGGAAGUACCAGCAGGUCUUCAUGGCAGCCGUGCAGAAGGCCAAGAAGCUGGACGAGGCUCUCGCUCAGCACUUUGGGGAAGCGGCCCACGUCGCGCAGCAAGAAGAACUCUACCCCGCGGUGCCGGAUCCCAUAAGGAAAUGCCCCCAGUGCAACAGUGACAUGGUCUUGAAGACGAAGAAGAACGGAGGGUUCUACCUCAGCUGCCUGGGCUACCCCGCCUGCAGGACGGCCGUGUGGUUCCCCGAUUCUGUGCUGGAAGUCAGCAAGGACGGCUCCAUCUGCGACGUGUGCAAGCCGCAUCCGGUGCACAGGCUGAAGCUGAAGUUCAGGCGAGGCAGCCUCCCCGCCAUGAUGCCGCUGGAGUUCGUGGGCUGCAUCGGGGGCUGCGAGGAAACCCUGCGCCACAUCCUGGACCUGAAGUACCUGCAGGGGCCCCCGAGGCCUCUGCAGCCGGCCGGCCAGCCCAACACCCUCCCGCAGGCCAGCCCUGCCCGGCGCCGCCAGGCCAGCCCCCCGCGCAGCCGGCCCCCGCCCCCCGCUUGGCCGGCCAGCAGCGCCCCCACCGUCCCCCCCGACGCCGACAACGCGGUGGUGUGCAACUGUGGCGAGGAGGCCGCGCUGCUCACGGUCCGGAAGGAGGGCCCCAACAAGGGCAGGCAGUUCUUCAAGUGCGGCGCCGGCAGCUGCAGCUUCUUCCUGUGGGCCGACCAGGGCGCGGGGCCAUCCGGGGGCUCUGCCGCCCCCCCGGGCUCCUCGCACGGAGGGGAAAGGCGCGCUGGCCGCUCGUGGAGCCACGGCUCUGACCCAGGCGGCGGCGGCGGAGGAGGAGGAGGAGGAGGAGCCGGGCGGGGCGGCCCCGCGGGUGCCCUGUGCCGGUGCGAGCAGCCUGCGGUCACCAGGACCGUGCAGAAGGAGGGCCCCAACCGGGGGCGCCCGUUCCACACCUGCGCCAAGCCCCGGGAGCAGCAGUGCGGCUUCUUCCAGUGGGUGGACGAGAACACGGCGCCAGCAAGCCUCCCUUCCAGCCGCCUCUUCGGUGAAGGGGACCUGUGGGGAGCAGGAGCCAAAGCGAAAAGGUCGCACAGCGAUUCUUCCCUCAAGGCGCCCACCAGCAAGAGGCUGCAGACCUGUGGGGUUUGCCGCCAGCCUGGCCACACCAGGAGGACGUGUCCGCAGAAUCGCUGAAGCCGGCAGGAUUCCCACGGGGCCUGGAGGAGGAUGGCAGCGGUGGACUGCACGAGAUGCGGCGAGGACGGGAAGCCUCUUCCCAGCACGAGCCCCUUUGGGACUUGCACCCGGAGAAGAGAGCCAUAGAGCAGACACCCCAC